AUGGCUACUCCGAAUGGUGUUCACGCACCAUCGAGUGCUUUUAUAGAGCCGAAGUUUACAAGUGAUCAUCAGUUUACAUUAUUAAACAGUGAAGAACUUCGAUCAAAAAAUCGUGAACAAUUAAUAGAAAAACUUGAACGUGUUGUUCAAGAAAAAAAUGCUUCCAUUACUAAAUUAGAAGAACGUGAAUCAUACUUAGAAGAUUUACUUAAGAAGAAAAAUGUAGAAUUUCGUGCACUUGAAGAACAGUUACGACAGUAUGAAGGAAAGACACAAACAUUUGAACAAUUACAUCAAUUACAAGUACAUACUUUUGAAAAAACAAUACGUGAUUGUCAAAUUGAAAAUGAACGUUUAUAUGAACAUAUUAAUGAUCUAACAAAACAAUUAAGAGAGAAAUCUGAUUUUGAAGCUAUCAGUCAUGAAAAAAUUAUGACAUUUGAUCGUAUUGCUGCUGAUACACAACUUUGGCGUCAUAAACUUGAUUCCUAUAAAUCAACAGUUGAAAAUCAUGAAGAAACUAUUGCUAAACUUAGAAAAGAAAUCAGUGAUUUAUCGAAGAAAAAACAAACAAAUGGAGAUUUUGAAGACAAUUCAUUAAAAGUACACAUUGCAACCCUUCAAAAUGGGCACUUAUCUCAUGACAGCCGUUGGCAAAGUUGUAAUGAAAAUAUUGGACGAAAUUCAUCUACGGGAAAACCAACUCGAUCUUCAUCUCAAAAGAAACGUCGUCCAUCUCCACCAAUUCGAGAUGAAUCUCCAACAUCAUCUCCAUUAGAUAUUGAAUAUUUAAAAAAGAAAAUUCAUACGUUAACAGAUCGUUUAGCUAAUGUUCAACAGUUACUUGUUAAACGUGAUGAUCAAAUAGUUACAUUAAAAAAAGUUCAUGAUAAACGUUGGUUACGUCUUAAACAUUUACAAAAACAAUAUCGUUCAAUUAAAGAUGAAUUACAAUCAUAUACUGAUGAUGAAAUAUUACAAAAAAGUACUCCUAAUAAUUAUUUUUAUGGUCGAGUUAUAAGAAAAAAUAAAGUUGGCUGUUCAGUAUGUGAUGAUCAACAACGAAGAAAACCAGCAGGUUCGAAACGAAAAGUACUUAAACAUGAAGAUGAUGAUAAUGUUUGGAAUGAAGUAACAAAAUUAAGACGAGAGAAUGCAAAAGUAGUUAACGAAAAUGUAAGUUUACAAGAAAAAGUUGAUUUACAAGAAAUUGAAAUCAAUGAACAAACAAUUGUUAUUGGUGAACUUCGAAAUGAAAUUCAAUUAUUAAAUGAUAAAGAUGAACUACGUCAAUCAAAAAUUUCAUCUCCAUUAAUAACUAAAUCAAGUGAUGAUCAACAACGUUUAAUUGAAGAAUAUGAUAAAAAAUUAUAUGAUCUCGAAACUGAACGAACAUGUUUAAUAUUUGAACAAGAACGUUUAAAAACUAGUCUUGAUUUAUGUAUUGAUGAAAAACAACAUCUAAUUCAACAACGAACACAAACAACGAGUGAAUUAAAAAAAUUUAAACUUCGUAUAUUAGCAUUACAAGAUCAAAUUCAUAAAUUAAAACGAAAUAAUCAAUUACCAAAUAAAAAAAAUAUUAUUAAACCAUCAUUAAUUAAAAAGAAACGAAUAAUUAAAAAGAAUCCAAAUAAAUCAUGUUUAGAAAUGUUAUUAGAUCUAAAUCCAUCUCCUAGAUAUGCUGAUGAUCUUCCAAAUGAAUCAUCUGCUCGUUAUCGAGUAUCAUCAGCUAAAUCAGAAAAAUUUAAUACGAAUCGAUGGCGACGACAACAACACUAUCGUGCAUGCAGUCUUUGUGAUUAUCAUACAGAAGCUUCAUUCAUGAAACGUAAAAAACGACCAUCAAUAUCAUCAACAAUGCCGAAAAAGAAAUAUACUCCAUUAAAGAAAAAUGCUAACAAUAAAGUUCGUUUAGCAAAUUCUUUUCAACGUGAUCCAUAUUCACAGUAUGCAAGAAAAUGUUCAAUACCUCAAUCAAAAAAAAAAUGUCCAACUAGAAUUGGAACAAUGCGUAGACGUAUUGAAGAAUUAGAAAUGGAUCUUACAAAUGCUAGAGAUGAAAAUGCACAUCUUAAUCAACGUUUAACAACAACACUCAAUCGAGUUAAUAUUCUUAAAGCUACAAAUCAAAGACUUCUUAAUGAAAGUGAUAGAGCAAAGCAUGAUCAACUUCUUCAAUCAACAUUAUCUUUAAAUGAAAAUCGACGUAGUGAUUCUUCAACUUCGGAUAGUAGUGAAACUAUUGAAAAUUUAUAUGUUCGUCUUAAAAAUACAUCAUUUGAUGCUACUCGACAACGUAAAUUAAAUAAAACUUUACAAGAAGAUAAUGAAACACUUACAAAAAAUCUUCAAUCAUUAACUGACAAAUUAACACACACAGAACGUGAUAUAGCAAGUAAACGAAGUUUAAUUGAAAAUUAUAAAACACGAUUAACUGACAUCGAAACAAAUGGAAAUCGUGCACAUGAAAAAUCUACACAUGAAAGUGAUGAAGAACGAAUUAAAGCACUAACAGAAACAAUGGACAAAUUACGAGUUUCACUCGAUUCCUAUAAGAAUCGUUUACAAGCUGUAUCGCGAGAAAAACAACUUCUUGAGACACGUUAUGAACAAACCCUUGAUGAACAUCAAAAAUUAAAAAUACGAUAUGAAGAUAUUCAAACAAAACAUCGUUUAAAUGAACAACAACUUCGACAACAUCGUCUUAAUCAUGAACAUAUAAAUCAAGAAUUAUUAACGACACGUCGUUUAUCUGAACAACAAUUAUUAACAUUAAAUACAAAAAAUCAAGAAACAUUGAAUAAACUUGCAUUUGAAUUAGAUCGUACACGACGAUCUUUACAUGAACAUGAAAAAUUUACUAAUGGUCUUCUUUAUGAAAUGAUUCGACGAAGUGUUCAAAUGAAAGAUAAUGUUAAACGAGCACGUGAACAUCAAAGACAACGUGAAUCAUUAUCAAUGACAUUGCCUGGUUAUGAUACAGCGAUGAGUACAGCAAGUAAAAUAUUAAAUUUAACUCAAGAUGAUCUUGAUGAUAUUAUGUCAAUAACAGACGAUAGUUCUCAGGGCCAUGCAAAAGAUGAUAAUAACAUUAAUAAAAAUGAUAAAAUACGACAAAAAGUAUCAAAAUUACUUGUUUCACAAGAAGAAUUUGCUGGAAAACUUCUAAAAAUAUUCAGUAAAAAAUUAGAUGAAAUUCAAGAAGCUGAUCGAGAUUUAGGAAUGAUUCGAAAUAUAUGA
Adineta steineri is the source of this 3243-nucleotide messenger RNA. NCBI's taxonomy places the organism in Eukaryota, Metazoa, Rotifera, Eurotatoria, Adinetida, Adinetidae. The record is from the annotation of a GenBank genome assembly.